AACGAGCGUGCAGACAGCACAAGGGACCGCGCCGUGGGCUUGCAGCGCUUAGCUGAGGGUUACUUUUUGGAAGGGGGCGGGGGACCGCGACAUAACUACGCCUCUCCUACCCAACAAUUAACCUUGAUGAAAUCAAGUGGGUUUCAAUUAACGCCAGUGUGCACGGGUUUGACUGGAUCUCGUUCUAAUGGGGAAAAAGCUAUUGCUCAGCAUGGAUGAUGUUGAGAGACAAAUGCAGUUUGACCAGACGGUUUGUGUUCCAGCGGAACAAGCGUAGAUGAAGCCUGUCUUACUGGAGCGCGGCGGAUAAACGUUUUGAGGCAGGAUUUGGGACAGGAAAGCGAAAUUAAUUUCAACACCGGUGUUUGCGUUUUGGUUUCCUGUUCUGGUACCGAAGGAUUUCUGCUGUCUCUGGUUCCGCAGCGCAGCUUCCCUGCGUUCGGGCGGCACAUGCAAACUGUCCCCUUCGCUGCAUCGCCUCUGCGCCCCGGCCACUCGACAUGAGGACCGUGUCUUUAGUGUGACAGAAGCGGCGAAAACGGGCAGUUUCAUCGGUAUAUCCCUGUCGUCUGCAACCAGCGUGGGACGGCGAAGUCUUCGUUACACACCGUGCCUAUGGUGACCAUGGACCAACACGAGAUGAUGACCGCGUCCAAAAAAUCUGUCAUUGCUAAGAUCUUCAAAGUUCGCAAGAGGCGAGAGAUGCUUUUUGUGCAAGUGUGCUUCGUCUGCAGUGUUCUCUUUGUGGCUUGGGGCAUGUCAGCACUCCUGACAACAGCAGGUCAUGGCAUGGUGGCAGAAGGAGGCGGGGCAGAGGCGGGGCAUAAACACUGGGGGCGGAGACUGAUGGCCUCGGCGGAUGACAACGAGACCGAGGAGAGGAGCUGCACCGAGCCGGCUAUCCACGAGUUUCCAGACGACCUCUUCACCAACAGCGAGCGUAAGAGCGGGGCGGUGUUACUUCACAUUGUAGCGGCACUCUACAUGUUCCUGGCUCUGGCCGUUGUGUGUGAUGACUACUUCGUGACCUCUCUGGAGAAGAUCUGUGAGAAGCUGGAUCUGAGUGAGGAUGUAGCCGGAGCCACUUUCAUGGCUGCAGGAAGCUCCGCCCCAGAACUCUUCGCAUCCAUUAUAGGUGUGUUCAUCACUCACGGCGACGUGGGAGUUGGAACCAUUGUGGGUUCUGCAGUCUUCAACAUCCUCUGUAUUAUUGGAGUGUGUGGGAUUUUUGCUGGACAGGUGGUGCUGCUGAGCUGGUGGGCCGUCUUCCGCGACUCUCUCUACUACACCCUGGCCGUGGUGGCGCUGAUAGUGUUCAUCUAUGACGAGAAGAUCGUGUGGUGGGAGAGCCUGGUGCUUGUAGUCAUGUAUGCAGGAUACAUUCUGAUCAUGAAAUUCAACUCCAGCAUGCAGACCUUCUUCACAGGAAAACGCAGCAAGAACGUUGCCAAUGGCAACGCGGCGGGCGGCAGUGAACUGGAGGAUGUGAAGCCAGGCAGGACCUUCACACGUGGCUCUGUGAUUAUGGUGGACGAAAUCAUCAAUGCCAGUCCUCCAAACUACCGUUUCCCUGAAGCGGGCCUUCGUAUCAUGGUCACCAACCACUUUGGGCCCAAGACCCGCCUUCGCAUGGCCAGCCGUCUCAUCAUCACCGAGCGGCAGAAGCUGGUGCAGGGGGCCAAUGGGGUAGAGACCGCAGUGGUGGACGGGAAGACGGACAUUGAGAAUGGGAACGUCCCAGAGGAUAAGCCCAGCGAAGAAGAGGACAGUGAACUGACCUCUCCCUUCAGCCUACCACGGGGCUGCAUGAACAGGACCAAAUGGCUGAUCUCUUGGCCGCUGCUGCUGCUGCUCUACUUCACUGUCCCCAACUGUGGCAAGCCCCGCUGGGAGAAGUUCUUCAUGCUGUCCUUCAUCCUCUCCACUGUCUGGAUUGCAGUCUUCUCCUACUUUAUGGUGUGGAUGGUGACCAUCAUUGGGUACACACUUGGCAUACCGGAUGUCAUUAUGGGAAUCACGUUCCUGGCAGCGGGCACCAGCGUUCCCGACUGUAUCGCCAGUCUGAUUGUUGCUCGCCAAGGUCUGGGGGACAUGGCUGUGUCCAACACCAUUGGUAGUAAUGUGUUUGACAUCUUGGUGGGGCUGGGUGUGCCCUGGGCCCUGCAGACGAUGGCCAUCAGCUACGGCUCAGUGGUGAUGAUAAGCAGUCGUGGGCUGGUGUACUCUGUCGCUCUGCUCCUGGGGUCUGUGGCAGUCACGAUCCUGGGGAUCCACAUCAACAACUGGAAGUUGGACUUCAAGCUGGGCCUGUACGUGCUCCUUCUAUAUGCCGUCUUCCUCUGCUUCUCCAUCAUGAUCGAGUACAACGUCUUCACCUUUGUCAAUCUGCCCAUGUGUUCGGAGGACCACUAGAAGCUCUUCCCACUGCUCCGUAUACUCCCUUGCCUCCGCGUAGCACCGGGUGGACAUCCAGAACAUCCACUUCCCCUCCAGAUUAACCUUCCACCUGCACACUGCUCCAUCAUCUCUCCUGAACCCAGCCUCGUCAGUUCAUCAGCCUCAUCUGAACACUUUGUCCUGUUAAGAGACACCACAGUUCUUCCACUGCAACAUUGGAACGUCAUUACCUCAAAGUGGACUUUUUCCUUCAACCGGGACAUGCCUUCUUGGCCUUGUCUUGCAGUAACCUACAAGGAGCCACAGAUAGAUUCACAUGACUCAACUACCUUCUCAGUUGCAGCGGUCUCCUCAGUCCUGUGGAGUGGUGUCCUUAAAGUAGCCAGUGUUUUAGUACCUGUUUAACCUCACAACUUCAUCACUAUUACAGUUACUCUUGGCACAGUCCCAGUCUGUUCCCAGUCUCCUCUCUGAUCCAGAGGACCUUCUUGUUGGCAGCUCUUGGCACCCACGCCUCCCCCACAAAAAAGAACGGGCAUUGUCCUGCGCAUCAGACUUGAUCACCUGUCUGCCAAAUAUGGACUGUCCUGUCUGUGUUGAAUUCAUCUCAUCUAAACCCAUGGAGUCUCACCUUUUAUGCACAUUUGUAUUUUUACUUAGCAUAUUUGUUUAGUUUUUUUUCUCAUUAUUAUUAUUAUUUUUUUUUUUGUUUGUUUAAAGUCAUGGAAGAUGUACAUCUUUUACUAUCUUGCAGCUCAACACUGUUAGCGUUUUUUAAAAUAAGAAUUUGAACUCUUUUGAAAUAUGAUUGCAUAAUGGAAAAAGCAGAUUAUGAAGAGUGGAGGUUUGAUGGUAGAAGAUGCACUUUGAGGCUGUGGUCUGUGUGUCAAACUCUAAGUGAAAUGAUUCAGUUCUGGGGGCCUGGAAUGGAAUGUGACAUGGGUAGAACAGUGAGAAAUGGGCCAUCUCCUUCAGUCAUGUGACACUAGCACAGUUCUGCUUGCUGAAUGAAGAAAAUGGAGGAAAGGUGAGCGUGACCCUCACUCCAUCUGCUAGUGGAGGGAAGUUUAUCACAGCCAUUCUGUAUCAGGGAAUUUAAUGGGUUUAUAAUGCCUCUGAGUGGCAGAUGGUGUUCUCUUGACAAAUUCACAUGUAGAUACUUGCACUUUAAAACAAGUAAGCAGUUCACACAUUUAGCAUGAACCAGUGCUUCCUUCACUUAGAGGUGUGUGUGUGUGUGUUUCUGAAAGUCCUGGUGAGUCCUUGUUGCCAACCCACAAUAACUCCAUGAGCACAGCUACCGAGAGCACACCCUGACUAUAGUAGCAAUGCAUGAUGGGACAGUGCUUAACUUCCCAUUGUGAAGGUGAGACCUGUCUCCCCAGUCGCCUGCCCCACACCCAAUCGUAACCCGGCAGCUAUGAGCAACAACUGCAGUCGAGAUCUUCUCCAUCAUGCAAAAACGGGUGCCCACGCAGGACCCGGGUGGUGGAGGUGGGAGCAAGGAGCAGAAUCACCUUUUAGAAAAAGGAAAAUAAACCAACCUUUUGGGCCAGAGGGUCACGAUGGUGGUAUAUGCAACCUUAAUACAAGCAGGGAGAACCUCAACAUGUUUCCACCAAGCACAAAGGGAAAACCCUUUAGUUGGCGGAUGGUUUAAGCAGCCCUGAGCUAUUUGAAUUGGCCAUAGCAGAGCAGGAGUGUGAGAAUGAAGAUGGACACUACAGGGCUGUCUUCCCCACAAUAGCAUUUUCCCCCCCUCUCUGCUCGAGGCAUCUUAAGAAAGACUAGUCUGUGUCUGGCGUCUCCCAAUCCUCUGAAGAAGACUGCUUCAACCUCUGUGGGCAACUGGUUAAGAGUCCUGAAGCUGCUACAGGUCCUAGGAAGAAGUGACCACAUUCUGGAUAGGCUGCCCAAAGCCUUGUG
Electrophorus electricus (electric eel) is the source of this 4323-nucleotide messenger RNA. It is a transcript of the gene slc24a4b, whose product is annotated as solute carrier family 24 member 4b. Gene Ontology annotation, cellular component: plasma membrane. The record is from RefSeq and is a predicted model, not a curated record. Gene Ontology annotation, molecular function: calcium, potassium:sodium antiporter activity; calcium channel activity. Gene Ontology annotation, biological process: calcium ion transmembrane transport; intracellular calcium ion homeostasis. NCBI's taxonomy places the organism in Eukaryota, Metazoa, Chordata, Actinopteri, Gymnotiformes, Gymnotidae.